AUGCUGUUGGGGCGUGCGCAAUGGGCCAGACGGCCAUGCAUUCGAUGCUACGUCAACACCAAGAUGACUCAACGGCGCCGAGACUUCGAGGAGAAGGCAUAUCCUCGAGCAACGACUUUGGAGCCGAAUAGGCUCCCAAGAAGGGGUCGAAGGGGCGGCUGGAUGCAAAGUCCGCAGAGGGGUGUCGCCAAGCUGGAUGGCACCAACUCGGCACAGCGUGCCUGGUGGGCCGAACGGGCGGCUUCCAUUGAUGAGAGCUUCGUAACGAAGGUGCAGGAGGCCCAGACGUCGACAGACUUAGACUUGCAGGGACUCCUUGAUCAGCACCUCUCCGAGAUGGACGCGCUGAAAGUAGCAAUGCCACGGGCGGAUGAUUUUCGGCUCCCCCACAUCAAGGAGCUUGCCAAGACUCCCAAGCCAAACCCCGUGCACGAGGCGACAGUAGCAUCGCUGCCCUUGCAGGCCCCCCCCGAAGCGGCUUUGCCAUCCUUUCUUCCCGAGUCCUUGGAGAGAAGACAGAGACGGAGGCGGGGCCGUUUUCUUGGGAGCAGCACCUUCAAGCCUGGAAGCCCAAGCAGCCCGAGCGCAGAGAGCGCAGAGGAGGCGCGCUCCUCACGGGCCGCUCUCAGGGGCGGCUUUUCCGAAGAUUCCGAGUCGGAAACGGAGUCCGAGGCAGAGGCCCAGGCGCAGGCAGAGGCCCAGCGGAGCGGUCAGCGGCUUGGGCGGCUCUCUGCAAGGAAAGCCACCAAAGCCAGAGGCGGAGCCCAGCAGCCGUCGCCACAGCUCCCUGAAGAGCCCAGGGAGCCUAUGGAGCCCGUGCGUGACUGCGAGCUUGGGAACCUUUGGAGUCAGUUCGGAGCCUCCUGGGUACAAUACAACCAGUGUGUCGUUCCCAGCGUUUUUCCACAAGAUCGACAGCAAGCGGCCACCGGGGCCACGCUCGAAGCGUAUCACCAAACACGGCAGUCAGCAUCCCUCUUCGACGUCUCUUACAAAGUCUGCCUGCAGAUCAUGGGAACGGACCGGGAGUUCGUCGCGGAUCAGUUUCUAACCUGCAGCCUCCGAGCGAUGCGAGUCGGUGACGUGCAAUAUGCAUGUAUCCUGGACAGCAAAGGCCUAGUCCUGGAUGACGCCUUCAUCUUUCUUCACGAGGCUUCUGUAAACAUCUUAGCUUCUGGCUGGCAUUCCAAGCAGCUGCUGGAGUAUCUUGGCCAGUAUCUGAUCUAUGUGCGGCGCUCUGGUGCCGACGUUUCUUUCGUGAGCCACAGUGGCGCCGUCCUCGCUCUUCAGGGCCCGAAAGCUCAGGAGGCGUUGACGUUGAUGCUCGCGCUCUCCGAUGGCUUGGAGCUCUCAACGUUCAGCGAGCAGGUCGCCUUGGCACCGGAAGUCUUGGAGGCCAUGCCCUACAUGAGUGCCCUCUCUUUGCACAAGUCGGAGGUCAAGGCCACGGUGCUGCGGGUCGGUACAACCGGAGAGGACGGCUUCGAGAUCUUGGGACCCUCCCCCUUGCUACACGAAGUGGCCACGGCGCUGCUGCAGACCCCACUGGUCAGACCGGCCGGAGUCUACUGCCUGGACAUCCUUCGCAUGGAGGCCGGGCUCCCACGCAUCGGCACGGACGUCGCGUCUGGACUCCACACGCCCGUGCGCGCCGCACUGUCCUGGACCCUGGACCAAGGGAAGAUGCGGAGCCACCUGAUGUUCGGCUGGCAGAAGCUCUUCUUCCAGCUGGCGAAGGGUCCAAAGUUUCGGCGGGUGGGCCUGCUGCUGGACGGACCGGGGCACAGUGGCUGCCGACUGCUCUCCAACCCCCACCGGCAGCCAAUAGGCGUGGUCACCUCGACGGCUUGGAGCCCCCAUCUUCGGUGUCGGGUAGCGCAGGCCUACAUACGACCGGAGUAUGCAAAGGCCAACAAGCAUGUGCUGCUCACGGUGCCCUACAACCUGCCAGUGAAAAAGAUGCGGAGGAAGGCCAUCAAGCACUGGCUUCGUGCGGGCGACCUGCGCUGUGGCUAUCGGAGACUGGUGGCCGCCUGUGUUGUGCCCUUGCCCUUCGUCCCGCACCGCUACCCGGAGCCAGCACGGCAGCGCAAGGCCGAAUCCCGGCUUCGGAGCCGCACCGCGGAGGAGACCCUCCGAGGGCCCCGGGCCCAGGCGGCGGUGGGAGAAUCGAGGGCGACUCCUCGAAGACAGAGUUCCUCCACCGGCGAGAAGCUGCGUGAAGGCUACGAGCAUGCCAGUAAGGAGAGGCAGAGUGACGUCUCUGGCGUGUGGUCCUGCAAGGACUCCCAAUGGGCCAAAGGCUUCAGGGUAGAUGGCGCAGGGGAGCCAUACCUCCGCGCGCAGAGGACGUUCCGAUCCAGGCCAACGCCAGCCGCCGGUUCCAGCAUGUCCACCAAGCCCGUCGCCAAAGGCGACGCGAUUGAGCUCAACUUGGAGACGAUGACGGUGGAGCAAGGGCUGGAGUUGAUUGAGAAGGAGCGGGUGCAGCCCUUGCUGACCUACUUAAGGACCGGCACCUUCGAGAACAAGACAAACAUGACAUUUAUGAAGGCGUACUCGGUCGUUGUACAGUUUGGCGACCAGCAGCAGCACUCCUUCAAGCUUUAUUCUUAUUACAAGAAGGUGAUUUCGGAUUAUUGCAAGAACGGCAUGAUAGAGCUCCAGAAUUUGGCCGGCGAGGACCUGCUGCACGCGCUGGCGCAGCUGUGGGAGAAGAACACGAUUCUGGUCUUCUGGAUGCAGCGCGUCUUCCAGUAUCUGGAUCGCUUCUUCACGAAGAGCAGCACGGAGUACCCUGAUCUUUUCAAGGCUGCAGCGCAGGCCUUUGCAGAGCACGUCUUCUCCAAGCUCAAGGCGAAGUGUGUGGAGGCUCUGGUGGCGCAGGUCAACCGGGAGCGUGAUGGCGUGGAGAUCGACCAGGCGGAGAUUCCUAAGCCUGUCUACUGUAGGCCGUCCGGAUCUUCCUGA
Symbiodinium sp. CCMP2592 is the source of this 2970-nucleotide messenger RNA. Lineage: Eukaryota; Dinophyceae; Suessiales; Symbiodiniaceae. The record is from the annotation of a GenBank genome assembly.